AUGUGUGGGUGUGAUAUGAACGCGAACACCGCAUGCUCUCGGCGUCGUCAUCACGCGACGGUGGUGGCUGGCGAUCCCUUCUGUAGCGUCGCGACGCCACUUGACGACCACCGACGCUCAGUGCGCUCUGAGGCGUCUUCCAUCGUAGGAGACAUGAAGAUCGCUGCUGGUGGACACGUGUCGCUUCUCCUGGUGGCUCUUUGUUGCUGCGUGUUGAUAGUUGUCGCUACGGCACAAGCCUCGAACGUGCCGUAUUUUGACGAUGAUCAAGGAUAUCCAACGUCAGAAGAUGAUUAUUCUGAAAAUUCCAUCGACAGCCUUCUACAACCUGCACAAAAACGAGCUUGUAUCCGAAGAGGUGGAAAUUGCGAUCACAGACCGAACGAUUGCUGUUACAACAGCUCGUGCAGAUGCAACUUGUGGGGCUCUAACUGUCGUUGCCAACGAAUGGGCCUCUUUCAAAAAUGGGGCUAAUUUCUCACGUUAAAUUUUAGUUUUAUGACCCGAUGGUUUGUUUUAGUUUUACCAGUUUUUAGUUUUCACUGAUUAUUGUUUCUCGUUUUUUGUUAUCGGGUCAUUAUAGGACAGAUUAUUCAUAUCGGACCGGAUAUUCAACAGGUUGCCUAGAUAUACACUUAUUUUCGUCGUUUUUUCCUUUUUAAAAGACUGACUUUUUGACAGGUUUUUAAAAAAAAACUCUAGGAGACUUCGUUGAACUUUCCGGUCCAGACCACCUGCUUCGAAUUACGGCUGACGAUUAAACUAUUUAGGAUAAGUGAAUUUUUGAUUUAUUCCUAUUGUGUCAAAUUGUUAUUAUUAAGAUAUUUUCUUAACCAAAUUUAGCGUAUUGGGGCCUUAAGGAAUUCAUAAAGAAAAACGGCAGAACCAUUAUAGUUCUUUAAGGUUUCAAAGUUAGCUGCCUUUCUACUAAGAGUAUAUCCAGCCACAUUCUUAGUAGAACAGGACAUGCCUAACUUUAGUUAAAUUACCAUUUACAGAGUUAGAGAUAAACAUGCGCACUUGCCGUUUAUACAUAAAAUCGCAAUUUAUAUCUUUCUCUAACUCUAUAAAUGAAUAGUAACAUAUAUAGCAUAUAAACCUAUAGUGUAUAGAAUACUGUGGUAUUGCAGCCACCCCAAAAAAAUCUUGUCAGUAGAGAUUAUAUCCUUAUAGAGCUAAUGUUAUACUAAUUUUAACAUACAUAUUGAGACUAAACAAAUAUUUAUAUAUGUGAGAAGGGUACAACGUUCAGGAUUCUGUCAAUAAAUAUAAAAUAUAUCAAUUGGCCUAAA
Anthonomus grandis grandis is the source of this 1292-nucleotide messenger RNA. Its product is annotated as U8-agatoxin-Ao1a-like. Lineage: Eukaryota; Metazoa; Arthropoda; Insecta; Coleoptera; Curculionidae. Gene Ontology annotation, cellular component: extracellular region. The record is from RefSeq and is a predicted model, not a curated record. The transcript is spliced from 3 exons. The coding region runs from base 1 to 474 and encodes 157 amino acids. Gene Ontology annotation, molecular function: ion channel inhibitor activity.